Messenger RNA from Malus domestica (apple), 2312 nucleotides. Its product is annotated as U-box domain-containing protein 38. Gene Ontology annotation, biological process: protein ubiquitination. The record is from RefSeq and is a predicted model, not a curated record. NCBI's taxonomy places the organism in Eukaryota, Viridiplantae, Streptophyta, Magnoliopsida, Rosales, Rosaceae. Gene Ontology annotation, molecular function: protein binding; ubiquitin-protein transferase activity.
UAAUAUAAAUCACUAGUUUAUCAAAAAUGCAUCGUUAAAAAACAAACACACGAAACACAAGAAAACCCCACUAAGGUUUUACAUUUUCCCACCCCCAAAACAAAAAACAAGAAAGUGGGUUUCCACAAGGGGAUAAUUGCCAAUGCACUGAGUCACUGACUGGUCAAGCAAACAGCUCACACAGCGUAUACAACAAGACCAAACAAAACAAAACCCAAGGCUUCCGAGAAAAAGCACCUUAAUUAAUCAUCUCCCAGCACCCUACUCAUGUCCAACACAACCGUAACACAAUCCCUCAGAAACCCAUCAGCCCAAAAUUCCAGAAAGGUCUCAUAGUUCCGCCGCCGCAACCUCCACCGUCUCCUCUUUGGGCAUGGGCGGUAAUGGCAAGCACAGGUGGAAGAUCUCCUUCUACCGCUCCAAUUCCGGCUCAAAGAAUCCCCCAAAGGAGCUCUUAUGCCCCAUUUCCGGGUCCUUAAUAUCCGACCCUGUCGUCGUCUCUUCGGGUCAGACCUUCGAGCGCCUCUCCGUCCAACUCUGCCGCGAGCUGGGCUUUUCCCCCAAACUCGAAGACGGGACCCGACCCGAUUUCUCCACCGUGAUUCCCAAUUUUGCCAUCAAGUCUACCAUCCAGAACUGGUGCGACCGCAACAACGCCCAACACCCGCAGCCACCCGAUUCAAUCGCACUCGAGAAGGCCGUACGGGCGCUGAUGGAGAAGGAUAGGGAAGACCCAGGAAUUAGGGUUUCGGAGCGGGAGCUGCUGAGGGGGAUGGCGGAGAGGCCGCCGGUUAGGUACAUGCACGCGGCGACCGAGUUGGGCUGCCGAGUCGACCAUUUCUACUCCAGUUCGUCGGAAGAGUCAGUGGUCAUCCCCUCGGCGAGUCCCCCCACUCCUCUUCCCUUCGCGACCCGGCCGUCGUGUUACUCCUCGUCGUCUUCCUCCGAAAUCACAGCGGAGCUUCAAACCCUAAAUCUUAAUUCCUCGUUGCCGGGAUGCGAGGAGGAGGAGCAAUUGAUGACAAAGCUGAGAAGCUCCGAGGUAAUUGAGCAGGAGGAGGGGGUAAUUUUACUCAGAAAGCUCACGAGGACGAAAGAGGAGCUUAGGAUUUCGCUCUGCACUCCCCGGCUGCUCUCCGCCGUCGGAUCGCUGGUUGUCUCGCGAUACAGCACCGUGCAGCAAAACGCCCUCGCUUCGCUGGUGAACUUGUCUCUGGAGAAGGCCAACAAGGUGAAGAUUGUACGGUCAGGAUUCGUCCCGCAUUUGGUGGAUGUAUUGAAGGGAGGAUCCAGUGAGUCGCAGGAGCACGCCGCUGGCGCGCUCUUCAGCUUGGCGUUGGAGGAAGAUAACAAGAUGGCGAUCGGAGUGCUCGGCGCGUUGCCUCCGCUGAUGCACGCGUUCGUAAGGGCGGAGAGUGAGCGGACGCGCAAUGACUCGGCGUUGGCGCUCUAUCACUUGACGCUGGUGGAGAGCAACCGAGUCAAACUCGUUAAGCAACACAACGCGGUGCAAACUCUGUUGGCCUUGGCUAAGUCCCCGGCGUCAGCGGGCCGAGUUCUGCUGAUUCUGUGCAAUCUAGCGAGCUGCAACGAGGGGAGGUCCUCCAUGCUCGACGCCAACGCGGUGGAGUGUUUGGUGGGGAUGCUGAGGAGGCGAACCGAGUUUGAUUCCGAGUCGACUCGGGAGAACUGUGUGGCGGCGCUCUAUGCGCUGAGUCACGGGUCGAUGAGGUUUCGUGGGCUGGCGAGGGAGGCGAAGGCGGUGGAGGUGUUGAGUGAGAUCGAGAAGAGCGGGAGCGAGAGGGCGAGGGAGAAGGCCAACCGGCUGUUGAUGGUGAUGAGAGGGAGAGAGGAUGAGCCAAAUUGGGACUCGGUGUUGGACUCGGGUUCCGGACCUGGACUCGAUCCGACUCGGUACCGAGUUGUGAGGAACUUGCAUACCGCCAACUCAACCACGUUUUAGUUUUUUUUUUCUUUUUCUUUUUUUUUUAAAUUAUAGAAAAUGGGUUUUUUGUAUAUCAGCGCUAAAAAAUGACAAAUAAAAAAGAAAAUGUAAUCGUCGCCGAGUCGACUCGUUAGUCGUGACUCGGUACUGAGUUUGGGAUACGGCGGCGGGGCCGAUGGCGGGUGUAAAUCAUUGGCGGGGGAAUGGUCCACGUCUCCUUUAUUUUUGUGUUGUCUUUUUACUUUUUUGUUUAGUGUUAAUUAGUGUAUGUAAGUAAGGUUUAAUUAAGGAUUUUGGAAUGUAAUGUGCACAUAGAUUUUUGCUUCAAGAAAAGAUUGAUUGGAUAAGAACAAUUUAAAAUUUUGCC